Epinephelus fuscoguttatus (brown-marbled grouper) is the source of this 817-nucleotide messenger RNA. RefSeq names its product trypsin-2-like. Lineage: Eukaryota; Metazoa; Chordata; Actinopteri; Perciformes; Serranidae. The record is from RefSeq and is a predicted model, not a curated record. The transcript is spliced from 6 exons. Gene Ontology annotation, biological process: proteolysis. Gene Ontology annotation, molecular function: serine-type endopeptidase activity. The coding region runs from base 7 to 735 and encodes 242 amino acids.
CCAAUCAUGAGGUCUCUGGUCUUCGCUCUGCUCCUCGGAGCUGUGUUUGCCACAGAAGAUGACAAAAUCGUCGGAGGGUAUGAGUGCACUCCUCACUCCCAGCCCCAUCAGGUGUCUCUGAACUCUGGCUACCACUUCUGUGGCGGCUCCCUGGUCAACGAGAACUGGGUGGUGUCUGCUGCUCACUGCUUCAAAUCCAAAAUGGACGUUGUCCUCGGUGACCACAACCGUUGGUGGCUGGACGGCAAUGAACAGAUCAUUGCUGCUGAACUCGUGAUCCCUCAUCCCAACUACGAGUCCUGGCUAGUUAACAAUGACAUCAUGCUGAUCAAGCUGAGUGAACCCGCCACCAUCAACGAAUAUGUUAAGCCUGUGGCUCUGCCCACCAGUUGUGCCUCCGCUGGCAUCACAUGCACAGUCUCUGGAUGGGGUGUGACCAUGAGCUCCGCUGCUGACAGUAACAGGCUGCAGUGCCUGGAAAUCCCCAUCCUGUCUGAUGAGGACUGUGACAUGUCCUACCCCGGCAUGAUCACUGAGGCCAUGUUCUGUGCUGGAUACACCGAGGGAGGCAAAGACUCCUGCCAGGGUGACUCUGGUGGUCCUGUUGUGUGUGAUGGGGAGCUGCAGGGUGUUGUGUCCUGGGGCUUUGGGUGUGCAGAGAAGAAUCACCCCGGCGUCUAUGCCAAGACUUGCAUUUUCACAGACUGGCUGCAGAGCACCAUGGCCACUUACUAAGUCGGACUCAUCACACCACUACAGCUGUUUCUAUGCUACAGAAAAACCCUGUGCUAAUGCAACUUGGCCUGUUGUAAUGGAG